UUACUACUCUAACCUCCUUCUCCCUGCAGUCUGGUUCAUUCACAGACAACCUCUGACAGUUACAGCAACACAAAGACACCGCAGACAUGAGCGGACGAGUUGGAGACUUGAGCUCGAAGCAGAAUGAAAUCUUAACUGAGUUUCGGGGGAGGAUCCAGGACAUCCUUCCCAACCUGCCGGCACAGCACGACCACUACCUCCUCCGCUGGCUCAGAGCCAGAAGCUUCAAUGUUCAGAAAGCUGAAACCAUGAUCAGGAAGCAUGUGGAGUUCAGGAGGCAGAUGAAAGUAGACACCAUCAUAUCCGACUGGAAACCUCCAGAGGUGAUCGAGAAGUACGUGUCAGGAGGGAUGUGCGGUUACGACAGAGAGGGGAGUCCCAUCUGGUAUGAUGUCAUCGGCCCUCUGGAUCCUAAAGGUCUGUUGCUGUCGGCGACCAAACAGGACUUCAUGAAGACGAAGAUCAGAGACACAGAGAUGCUGCAGAGGGAGUGUCGGAGGCAGUCAGAGAAGCUGGGGAAGAACAUUGAAGCCAUCUCUCUGAUCUACGACUGUGAAGGUUUGGGACUGAAACACAUAUGGAAACCUGCCGUCGAGGCCUACGGAGAGAUCCUCACCAUGUUCGAAGAGAACUAUCCGGAGGGGCUGAAGAGGGUGUUUCUUAUCAAAGCGCCUAAAAUGUUCCCGAUGGCGUACAACCUCAUCAAACACUUCCUGUGUGAGGAAACGCGACGCAAGAUCAUCAUUUUAGGAAGUAACUGGCAAGAGGUGUUACGUAAACAUAUCGACCCCGAGCAGCUUCCUGAGGUGUACGGAGGAACUCUGACCGAUCCUGAUGGAGACCCUCACUGCAGAACCAUGAUAAAGUACGGCGGUACGGUGCCCAAGUCCUACUACGUUCAGGACUCGGUGAAGGUUCAGUACGACAGCAGCGUGACCAUCAGCCGCGGCUCCGUCUUCCAGCUGGAGUAUGACGUCACUGCAGCCAGCAGCCUGCUGAGGUGGCAGUUUGCCAGUGAAGGAGCAGAUAUCGGGUUCGGAGUUUACUGGCGGACCAAAGAUGGCGGCGCUAAGAAGCUGUCUGACAUGCAGCAGGUUCUGCCCAGCGAACGUUACAACGCACACCUGGUCCCAGAGGACAGCUCGCUCACCUGCUCCGAGCCUGGAGUCUACGUGCUGUGUUUUGACAACAGCUACAGCAUCCUUCAGUCCAAGAAGGUGAGCUACAAAGUGGAGGUUGUUCCUAAUCCAGAUGGACAGAUGCAGAGUCCACGCAGCAGAGGAGACAGGAGGCUGCAGUGAGGACGUCCAACACUGGAAACACACAUUCCCUGAUAGCUAAUCAGUGCUUUUACAUUAGAGGCCAAGGGGGGGACAAAAUUAACUGUGGGCACCUUUUGACCCCCCAACAUUCCUCCCACUCUGUGCAUUGUGUGUAUGUUACUUUUUAAUUAGUAAUAGUAAAGUGGUAACUUAACAGCAGAUUGAGAAGCAGUGUUUCAGAGUUAUAAGUGUUGUUAGCUUUGGUCAGAAGUGCCUGUAACCACACCCACCAGUGAUGUCACAGUGUACCGACACACCCUGCAGUACACUUCUACAUCACUGCAGCAAGGUGAGACAUUAAAGUCUCCCUUCAGUCAAACUCAACUAGUUUGGAGCCAAUCGUGGUCCAGUAUGAGAUCUUCAGGUCUUAAAAUAAAAGAUAUACGCCUCAUAUAAGAUGUUAAUGCAGAAGGAACGUUUUCUAAAGCUUUAGCAUGUUUCUUUAAUUGAACCUGUACCGUCCCCUCAGGUCAGACUCAGAUGAGGUUUUAUCAGCUGGAGUUCAGCAGAAACAAAAGCCUGCUGCUCUGUUGAAUACUGGGAUUAUUGGUUUCUGAGCAGGAACGUUAACUUGACUCAUGUUUUUGUGUUUGACUGGUGUUCCUGAUAGCGGUUUAAGUACCAGGGACAAAACAUGCAGGGUCAACAAAGGGAGCGAAGUUCUGGAUCAGAUUGACACGUGUUUGUUAAUUGUACAUAAAGCUGCAAUGAUUAAUCGAUUGACAGGAGAUUAAUCUGCAUUCCUGUUGAUAAUAUAUUAUUUUAGUCUUUUCAUUUAAGCAAAAAUGCCAAAAAAUUACAUGUUCCAGCU
Molecule: messenger RNA, 2133 nt
Organism: Thunnus maccoyii (southern bluefin tuna)
Lineage: Eukaryota; Metazoa; Chordata; Actinopteri; Scombriformes; Scombridae
Gene: sec14l7
Product: SEC14-like lipid binding 7
Exons: 12
Coding region: 87-1301 (404 amino acids)
Cellular component (GO): cytoplasm
Source: RefSeq, a predicted model, not a curated record